This is a messenger RNA of Ochotona princeps (American pika), 929 nucleotides long. It is a transcript of the gene CLEC4G, whose product is annotated as C-type lectin domain family 4 member G. The coding region runs from base 32 to 889 and encodes 285 amino acids. The record is from RefSeq and is a predicted model, not a curated record. NCBI's taxonomy places the organism in Eukaryota, Metazoa, Chordata, Mammalia, Lagomorpha, Ochotonidae. The transcript has 9 exons.
UCUGGGCUCCGCGCUGGGUCCUUGCGCUGCCAUGGAGUCCUUCGGAUACAUGAAAUGGGGUGAUGGCCCUGGAGGACACUGGAAGUCCAGAGCUUUCUUCUUAGCUUUGGCUGUCCUGGCGGGCACGGUCUUAUGGGCGCUGAUUCUGAGUGUUUUCCUGUCCCAUGCUUCCACUCAGCGGGAAGAGCUGUUCCACGAACUGGAAGAACUGAGCGCAAAUGCUUCCAAGCACGGGGUGGCACUGGGCACCUUGAAGAAGGAUGUUGGAACCUGUCAGAGCUGCUGCGAGACAGUCCAAGGACAGCUGCAGAGCGCACUCAGGGAGCUGGCGGCCACGCAGACCAAGUUGUUGCAACAAGAGAACUCCUUGAAGGAACUGACCACCAGCGUGACCCAGGACGCGGCUAAAGCAAACCGGGACCGUGAGGACAUCCGCAAUGAGCUGUACCGCGCCCUGCAGAAUGUGCAGUCCCAGAACGGCUCCUGCGAGCCGUGUCCGGAAUCGUGGCGCGUCUUCGAGGGUUCCUGCUACUUUUUCUCAGAGAAAAAGGCUUCGUGGCAGGAGGCGCAGCAGCAAUGUGCGCUUGCCAGUGCACACCUGGUGGUGAUUGGAAGCCUGGAGGAGCAGGGCUUCCUAAAUCGCAAUAUACAACGCGAUCAUGGCUACUGGCUGGGCCUGCGCGCCGUGCGCCGGCUGGGCAGGGUUGAACGCUACCAGUGGGUGGAUGGGCUCACCAUGGGUUUCAGCUACUGGAACACUGGGGAACCCAACGACUCCAGGAGGGAGGAAGACUGCGUCAUGAUGCUGGACUCGGGGCUGUGGAACGACGCCCCCUGCAGGAAUGAGAGGGAUCAUUGGAUUUGUGAAAAGAGGCGUAGCAGCUGCUGACCCUGCUCCUUGGGAUGCCAGGCGUUGCGUCACCAGCCCG